AUGAUCCAGGCCCCUUUGUUCCUGGGCUGUGUCUUACUGUCCUCCGUGACCGCCUUUCCAAGGAAAACACAGACUGGUACCCUGGCCCACCAGCCAGCUGUCGUAGAAGCGGAGCCUACAUCAAUCGUGUUCUCCGGCCAGAUUCCCGGUCCAGCCCCUGGCACCUGCCGGGACCUCCUGUACACGGUGCCCUCCUUAGCUCCCCUGCCUGAGUACCUGUCCCUCUUAGCGCUGACGGUGGUCCUGGAGGACUUUGGCUGCCCGGCGGAGGUGCGCUAUCUGCAGCUUCAGCUCAGUAAAACGGGAGGAAAAGAUAGGACCAAAACCCUCCUUGAGAGGCUAAGGCACAGCCGGGAAGAAGGGAUUGGCAAUACCAAAGCCAUUUUGAGGCCUCUAGGGCCUUCCCCUGGGCCUGAGGCGUGUACCUCUGAACAAGGCCAGGUGUUGUAUGAGACUGCAGAGCUGCUGCCUGAGUUCGCUGAGAAGCUCCCGGCCACUGACCUGGUACAAGAGUUCAAGGCUUCCACUGACCUGGUACAAGAGUUCAAGGCUUCCACAGUCAAUGUCACCCAAGAGUGCACCAUUGAGUCUUGGGAACAUUUAUAUGAAACAGUCAACAGGCUGAUGGAAAGCCCAGAAUUUGAAAAUGCCACAAUCCCCGUAACAGACCGAGUAUAUUUCAUUGCUCGGCUUGCAGUCCUUAUAAAACGUAUUUUCGCGGGUCUCUUACUGAACUAUUUUCAGUCUUGUUUUGGAUAGACAAGGCCUCACAGGCAUCUCCCGAACUUUCUCACAGCCCUUUAGUGGGUCUGCGCACGCAGACUG
Acomys russatus (golden spiny mouse) is the source of this 825-nucleotide messenger RNA. RefSeq names its product apolipoprotein F-like. The record is from RefSeq and is a predicted model, not a curated record. Gene Ontology annotation, biological process: cholesterol metabolic process. Lineage: Eukaryota; Metazoa; Chordata; Mammalia; Rodentia; Muridae.